AUGAUUAAUACUCUUCAUUUGACAAGAUUAUCAGCUUACUCAAGACCAAUUACCUGGCAACUUCCAGUGUAUCCGGCAACGAGAACAAGGCGUUUUCUAUGGACUAGCAUUUCUUCUUCUCUAAAAUCAUUUCUUCCUAAGCUUCCUGAAAGGCGGCGGUUGUUUCCCACCAACGGCUUCCAGGUCGUUGACUCAAAUAUAGCUAUUGAAGAGGAGGCGAUCCCUGACUAUAAAGCCGAUCGAUUUUAUCCCGUUAAACUCGGAGAGGUUUUUGAAGGCCGUUUCCAAGUGAUUGCGAAGCUAGGAUUUGGCUCAUCAUCGACUAUUUGGUUGGCCAGGGACCUCAGGCAUGUUUCUCCCCACUCCCUAUGUUUAAAGUACUUGGCUGUGAUAACCUUAUCUAACUGCUGUAGGCGUCAUGAAUAUGUAGCGUUAAAGGUAUAUAUGCAUACGUCUAAAUACCUCAGGGAACCUCCGUUUUACGAUCAUAUUUCUCGCCAUCUUACAAAUACUAAAUCACAAUAUGAACGACAAAACAUACGACGAGUAUUGAGCACCUUUCAACUAGCUGGGCCCCAUGGUAUACAUCCCGUUUUAGUUUGUGAAGCAUCACAGAUGAGCCUCCGUGAUAUGAAGACCGUCUUCUUUCCCAAUGGUUUUGAAGAAUCUUUUGUCAAGGCGGCUACUAUUGAGCUCCUUAAGGCUGUAGAGUUUUCCUCCACACCCGCGCAGGGGUCGUUCACACCGGUAUAUAUACAUCCUGGCAACUUGCUACUGGGCUUGUAUGAUAACAAUGUACUCCAAGUUCUCGAAAAGAUGGAAUUUGAUUCGCCUGUUCCUCGCAAGCCGGUUUCGGACUCUCGGACUAUCUAUAUGUCGCGACUAGGCAAACCCAAAGAGGGGCCAAUGCUGUUAUCUGACUUUGGAGAGGCAAGAAUUGGCCCAGGGCCCCAUGGCGGAGAUAUUAUGCCACUUGAAUUCAGGGCUCCUGAGGUUCUACUAUAUGUAGGCUGGAGUUAUCCAGUUGAUAUCUGGAGUGUUGGGCUUACAAGGCUCUUUACAGCUCGAGAUGAAGAGGAUGGCCAGGCGUAUGAUGCGGUCCAUUUUGCUGAGAUGAUUGCAGCCCUGGGUCCUCCGCCAGCUGAAUUUUUGGCCAAGAACCCUGAGCGACGAGCUGAUUUCUGGGGUGAGAAAGGUGAAUGGCUGGAGCUGGCACCCAUCCCAGAAGGCAGAACACUUGAAUCCGUGGAGAACCGGCUGGAAAACAACGAGAAAUUCUUGAAGUUCAUACGGCGAGCUCUGACUUGGAUGCCUGAAGAGAGACCUACGGCAAAAGAGCUAAUGCAGGAUCCCUGGUUGACAUCGUAG
Messenger RNA from Trichophyton verrucosum HKI 0517, 1368 nucleotides. Its product is annotated as protein kinase, putative. Gene Ontology annotation, molecular function: protein kinase activity; ATP binding. The record is from RefSeq and is a predicted model, not a curated record. Gene Ontology annotation, biological process: regulation of mRNA processing; protein phosphorylation; spliceosomal complex assembly. The transcript is spliced from 4 exons. Lineage: Eukaryota; Fungi; Ascomycota; Eurotiomycetes; Onygenales; Arthrodermataceae. The coding region runs from base 1 to 1368 and encodes 455 amino acids.